Rosa rugosa (rugosa rose) is the source of this 1164-nucleotide messenger RNA. RefSeq names its product protein THYLAKOID ASSEMBLY 8-like, chloroplastic. Gene Ontology annotation, molecular function: protein binding. The coding region runs from base 107 to 874 and encodes 255 amino acids. The record is from RefSeq and is a predicted model, not a curated record. Lineage: Eukaryota; Viridiplantae; Streptophyta; Magnoliopsida; Rosales; Rosaceae. The transcript has 3 exons.
UUCGAGUCUUUCGACCCAAAUAAGAGAGAACCACUGCACCACUGUCGCAGUCUAUGUUCUACAUAUAAUUUCUCAUUUGCCAAACUCCUUUAAAUUCAUACAUCUUAUGGCGAUUCGUGCAUUUUCAAGAUCAAAAUUCCCAACUUUCUCUUCAAUACUCCUUCAAGGUCUAAAACGAACAUCAAUCCGAGAGAACCCAUUUCCUCCAAAACCCACUUCUCCAGGACUAGAAAUCGAACCGUGGAAACCCAUUUGUGGGUUUAGGCUAUACCAUGAUGGGAGGCCUAGAGGACCCCUUUGGAGGGGUAAGAAGCUGAUUGGCAAAGAAGCCCUUUAUGUGAUUUCGGGUUUGAAGCGGUUUAAGGAUGACGAAGAGAGGCUUGGCAAGUUUAUAAAGAACCAUGUUUUGAGGCUUCUGAAGAUGGAUAUGAUUGCUGUUCUCACUGAGCUUGAACGCCAAGAAGAGGUCAAUUUGGCUAUUAAGGUAUUUAAGGUGAUUCGAAAGCAGGAUUGGUACAAGCCUGAUGUCUAUCUUUAUAAGGACUUGAUCAUUUCAUUAGCAAAAUCUAAGAAAAUGGAUGAUGUUAUGCUGCUGUGGGAGUGCAUGAAAAAGGAGGAUCUGUUUCCUGAUUCACAAACAUAUACAGAAGUUAUCAGGGGAUUUUUGAGCUCUGGUUCCCCUGCUGAUGCAAUGAACAUAUACGAGGACAUGAAACAGUCUCCAGAUCCACCAGAGGAGCUACCAUUCCGGAUUUUGUUAAAGGGACUUUUGCCGCAUCCCCUUUUGAGAAACAGAGUCAAGCAAGACUUUGAGGAGCUCUUUCCUGAACAACAUGUGUAUGACCCUCCGCAAGAGAUUUUUGGCUCCUGUUGAGGUCUUCAACUUUAUUCUCAUUUUAUUGAAGGACAUCAGCAUAUCUCAACCAGAUAUAGGAUUUAGGAUUGCAUGCCAGAACCACUAGGAGGAUGGGUAUCCCACGUAAUGACAUGCAGUAUUGCUAUUCUUCUUUAGAGCUUUGAAGUUUUGAGUUCCCAGAACAUAAACUUGUGAUCUGCUGUAAAAUGUUCUUUUAGGCUUGUGCACCAGGUAAACUUCUCUUUCUUGAUGUAGAUGAGCUUGUACAUUAACUGAUAGGAUAGUUUUGAUGGAUGUUGGUUUCUAUA